Molecule: messenger RNA, 1635 nt
Organism: Paramisgurnus dabryanus
Lineage: Eukaryota; Metazoa; Chordata; Actinopteri; Cypriniformes; Cobitidae
Gene: guca1aa
Product: guanylate cyclase activator 1Aa
Molecular function (GO): calcium ion binding
Source: RefSeq, a predicted model, not a curated record
UAAUAUCAAUAAUAAGGUGGAGUUAAUGGGGGACGUCUGAUCCAACGCUGGUACAAAAGCCUCAGCCGUGCCCACCGCUUUACUAGGUCUAAGUGUUGUGUGUCUGUGAGAAGCGAAACUUUCGCUUGCACAGCAAACCAGUUGGACUUCUAGAUAAAGCACAAAGCCUCUUGAUACAGAUAGCUCUCCUCUUUAAAACACAAAUCAGUCCAGAUUCUGGAGUUAAGUGAUGGGAAAUUCUAAUGGCAGCACCGUGGACGACCUGCAGGCCGUUGAAAUGCAUCUUUGGUAUAAGAAGUUCAUGACUGAGUGUCCAUCUGGUCAACUCACGCUGCAUGAGUUUAAGCAGUUCUUUGGUCUCAGAGGUCUGGAUUCAGAAGCAAACGCCUACAUUGAACAGAUGUUUCGCACGUUUGACAUGAACAAGGAUGGCUAUAUUGACUUCAUGGAGUAUGUGGCGGCUCUCAGUCUAGUGAUGAGAGGCAAGAUGGAGCACAAACUAAGGUGGUAUUUCAGACUUUAUGACGUGGAUGGCAACGGUUGCAUAGAUAGACACGAGCUCCUUAAUAUUAUAAAGGCCAUCCGUGCCAUCAAUGGAAGUGAGAAUCAGGAAUCCAGUCCUGAGGAAUUUACAAAUCGAGUGUUUGAUAGGAUCGAUAUCAAUGGAGAUGGAGAGCUUUCAUUGGAGGAGUUUGUAGCAGGGGCUCGGAGUGAUGAAGAUUUUAUGGAAGUGAUGAUGAAGAGUUUAGACCUCACACACAUAGUGGCCAUGAUCCAUAAUCGGAGACACAGCAUAUAAGCACCUGUCCACAUUCAGUUCAUGUUGUUUUUCAGUCUCUCGCCUGAUAUAAAAAAAUGCAUGUUCUUGUGGGUUAAUUGAAGACUAAUUAUGAAAAGCUCUUUAAUGUACAAACAUUUUUUCUGAUAAAGGAGACUGAGCAUCAGUGGUGAAGAGAUUAAAUUGGUGUGGGAUGUUUCACAUUUACUGAUUGUUUCCCAAUAGGCACAGAAAGAGACAUCACAGGGAAAGAGCCAAUAUGAAGUGGGCAAGUCCAUUUGUAGUGUUGAAUUUUAUUUUAUUACUCUUGAACAACAGAUUAAAAUGAUCUUUUAUUUUUUAUUAUAUAUAUUUUAUUAGAUGACUCAAAGAUAGACAUUUAGAAAUGACCUCCUAAUAACCUUAAUAUUACAUUAAAUGUGUUGACAUAAAUCUUUUUAUCCAACAUCAAGAUAGAUGUCAUUUAUAUGAAUGUCUAAAGAAAAUUGUAUUUAAGAUGGUGUAAUGGGUCACUAUUUUUUUUUCACAACUUUAAAUCUAACAAACAAAAGUUGACAUGGAGUCUCAAAUAAAACAAGAUCAUAAAACUGGACGCUUUAUUUAAAAUGUAAAAAAAAUGUAAUAAAAUUUUGCAAUGAAGUUCUAAUGCUUUAUGUAUCAUGAACAACAAAACAACGAGCAUUAAUGUUUUACAUUUGGUUAAUAAUGGGGCAAUUUUGUAAAUAUACUACUGUAUGCAUUAAAUUACAUUGAAGUAUACAACAUCUAAUUAAACACAAGUAAAAAAUGCUGUGAAAAAGUAUUGUUUAUUGUCCAUGUGAACUCUUAUACCUAAUGUUAACAUAAACAACCCUAGU